UUUGUUGCUAUUUGCUUCCUACACACAUACAAUGAAUAAAGACAACAUACUUCACACUGACACAAACAUAAAAAUCACCUUGUUCUCUGAAGUGAGUGUUGGGAUCUCAGCUAACAGUAUCCUGUUUUUUGCCCACCUUUCCAUGCUCCUUGGUGAGAACAGGCCCAAACCCAUUGACCUUUACAUUGCUUUCUUGUCCCUAACCCAACUAAUGCUGCUUAUAACUAUGGGCCUCAUAGUUCUGGACAUGUUUACAUAUCAGGGGAGAUGGGAUUCUACCACAUGCCAGUCCUUUAUCUAUUUGCACAGAUUUUUGAGGGGACUCACUCUUUGUGCUAUUUGUUCUCUGAAUAUCCUUUGGACCAUCAUUCUCAGUCCUAGAAGCUCCCGUUUAACAAAGUUUAAACAUAAAUAUCCCCAUCACAUCUCAGGUGCCUUUCUUUUCCUCUGUGUUUUCUAUAUGUCCUUUAGCAGUCACUACUUAGUAUCAAUUAUUGCUACCCCUAACUUGACUUCAGAUAAUUUUAUGUAUGUUACUCAGUCCUGCUCACUCCUACCUGUGAGUUAUUCCAGAAGAAGCAUGUUUUCCACACCGAUGGCCAUCAGGGAAGCCUUUCUUAUUAGUAUCAUGGCCCUGUCCAGUGGGUACAUGGUGGCUCUCCUAUGGAGGCACAAGAAUCAGGCCCAGCAUCUUCAGAGCACCAGAGUUUCUACAAAAGCAUCGCCAGAGCAAAGAGCCAUCAGGACCAUCCUGCUGCUCAUGAUCUUUUUUGUGGUUCUCUACAUUUUGGAAAAUGUUGUCUUCUACUCAAGGAUGAAGUUCAAGGAUUGCUCUAUAUUCUUCUGUUUCCAUAUUAUUGUGUCCCAUAGCUAUGCCACAGUCAGUCCUUUUGUGUUCAUUUGCACUGAAAAGUGAAUCAUUAAGUUUUUGAGGACAAUGUUUGACAGAAUAGCACAUAUUUGAUCAUUCAGUGAUGGGCAUGGACCCUGAAUAUAUUCCAGUAAGUUGUAAUCAGAGCUAUGGAUCGUGACAUAUUUGCAACAUUCUUGGGCUUAAAUUCAUAUAAGAAAAUUUUCUUUUUUCUGUUAACUCUGUUUCCUUUGUGUGUGGAUGACAAGUAUAUAAAGGAAGAUUAAACAGCAUGUCUUCUCAGAUAUCAUUAAAGGUUUAGAUUUCUCAGUGUGUUUUUGAAGGAGAUCUGUGAGAGGGCUUAGUCCACCAGGAACAUCUUGAACAUGUACCCUGCCAGAGAGACACCAACAGAGUGAAUUACAAUGACAGAUCUUAGAGGACUCAAAUUGAGAGAGAUGAUGAACAGAGUACUUUACCUGGGGUCAAAAUAUUCAAAUUUAAAGAAUAAAUUAGUCAUACCUAAUUACUUAGCCUUAGUCUCAGUAAACAUCAAGAAAACUGUGGGCUUGUAGCAUGCCUGAAUACUUGAGAUUAAACCAAUACCUCCUCAGAGCAAACUUUGUGCAGGUGAACACAAACACAGCCACACACUUUACACAGCUGAAUACCCUCAAAGAGAAACACAUAUUACUAUCCUGUCUCAGAAAAUCAAUGUGUAACAAGGAGAGAUUGAGCUGUUGCCUCUAUGGAUACAUCACCCUACAUUCUAGUGUCUUUCAUAUGAGAAGAUACUCUUCAGCCUACUGUAAGAGAAGGCAAACACCAACCAUCCACAAAGCCUUUCUCGCUAAUGCUGUCCUGCCAGCAAAAUGACCCAGGGCAACCUGGCAGAAAACUUAUAGGAGUAGCCAACCAGGAUGUGGAUUGAC
Molecule: messenger RNA, 1782 nt
Organism: Rattus norvegicus (Norway rat)
Lineage: Eukaryota; Metazoa; Chordata; Mammalia; Rodentia; Muridae
Source: RefSeq, a predicted model, not a curated record